This is a messenger RNA of Saccoglossus kowalevskii, 917 nucleotides long. RefSeq names its product E3 ubiquitin-protein ligase DTX4-like. Gene Ontology annotation, biological process: protein ubiquitination; Notch signaling pathway. The record is from RefSeq and is a predicted model, not a curated record. Gene Ontology annotation, molecular function: zinc ion binding. Lineage: Eukaryota; Metazoa; Hemichordata; Enteropneusta; Harrimaniidae.
AUGGCGACAAGCACUGUCGUCGUUGAACCGGCCUUUCCUCCCAUAGUUGUCUGGGAAUGGUUCAACGACCACGGCAGAUGGAGACCAUACGAACCGAUAAUCGUACUGGAAUUAGAAAAAAGAUUUCUUAAAGGCGGUAACUUCACUCUGGGAGAUGUUGAGUCAAAGCUUUCGUGUUAUGUUGUUAGUUUCAGCAGUAUGCAGCAAAUAAGCAAAACCACAAAUACAGCUAGAUCAGUAAGAAGACAAAUUUACCCAGCUGAGUCUGCUCCAGCUAAAGGGGUACUUUGGCAGUGGAUUGGUGAUGUCCCAGGCAGUUGGAACACCUAUGACUUAGACAUAUGCUGUAUUUUGGAAACAGCAUUUGAAAAAAAACAAGAACAAAUUAAUUUGACGCAAACUGCAUGUGGACUUCCAUACAUCAUUGACUUAACAAAUAUGAUUCAGAUACGCAAUGGUACUGGAUUUACCCGUGAGAUCAGAAGGAUCCAAAUGUCGGUGGGAUACCCAGUAGCUGAUGACAAUGAUCCCCACUCUACAAGCAAUAACAAUCCAGAUAGGAAACUGAAACAUUCUAUUUCAGCUCCAUGUGGAGUGGGUGAUUCCCCUCUCAGUGGCAUAAAAAGUAAAAUCGGGAGAUCCAGUUCUACAAAAUUGUCUCCAUCUGAUAGUAAGCCAUCCUUGUCUGAUGUGGGAUCUGUCAGCUCUAUCAGUAGUACUGAUAUGAAUAAUGUUACACCAUCGACCAGUGGUAUCGUUUCACCAAAUAGUGAUAGUGGCAUUGUGGCUUCAGCUUCAAAUUCGUCUGUUGGCAUGGUAACUGCCUCUCCAUUACCAUCUUCGUCAGGAUCAUCUAGUAGUGCUCUGUCUUCGUCAUCAGCGAUGACAAUGUCUGUACCUGUCAGCAGAAUGGUCAG